AUGUGGUAUUCAAGUAUGAUUGCUUGUGAACGUCUUUUUAUAGAAUGUUUUGAUUGUGCUUUGUAUGCGACAAGGCAACGUGCUUGUCUUCUUUCAUUUAUUUUAUUUAUAUUUGUUUUGCUUACACAAAUACCUACACUCUUAUUAUAUUUUGGUGGAUUUUCUGCAUCAACAGUUAUUCCUAUUUUAACAAAAACUGUAAAAUGUAUUGAAUUUGGUACUGUUCUAAUAACAUGUCUUCUACAUAUUGUAUCAAGUCUCUUUGUGCUCAAAAACAUUAGUGUACAUAAAGUCUAUAUUAAUUUAGGUGAACAAGAAUAUUGGUUUGUUUGGAGACAACAAAUGAAGAAACAUAUGGAUUUUUUUGUACCACCACUAUGUUAUAUCCUAUGUAUAUUACCAUGGUACCUUUUUAAACAUGUGAUUUACUCCUGUAAUCGUGUUAGUCCAACAACGACUCUACGACUAUAUUUUAUUCUGAUAGCACUAGCAAAUGUACCAUUUACAAUGACAUUUCUAAUUUAUAUUUAUCCAUCGAAAGUUUAUAUGAAUGAAUUCAGACGUUCAUUAGCUGUGUUGGUGGCAAAAAUACUUAUUUAUGGAUCUCAUCGAAAAAGAACCGGUAGUGAUUUGUCAAAUGUCACACAGAAUUCUUCCAUAGCAUGA
This is a messenger RNA of Rotaria sp. Silwood1, 666 nucleotides long. The record is from the annotation of a GenBank genome assembly. Lineage: Eukaryota; Metazoa; Rotifera; Eurotatoria; Philodinida; Philodinidae.